AUGUUUGCGCCUCCGUUCCCUCCUGCAAGUGGAGGGGCACCACAAGGACAGCCAGGCGUCCCGUUUCCGCCGCAGAAUUCGAAUGCGCCAAGUGGUCCUUUUCAGCCUCCUCAGUUUGGCGGCUACCCGAAACCAUCUUUCGACUCGUCACAAGGAUAUAGCAACACUCCACAGGCAGAAAAUUCUUCGAAUUAUUCACAAUCUUCUCAUCCGCAAGCAAAACCGUUUCCACCUGGUCUCAAUUCCACAGCACCGUCUCAGCAGCAUCACGUUGGACCUCCGACCAUGAAUGGUGUUCCUGGAGCUGGAUCGCACCCUCCAUCCCAUCAGGGCUAUCAAUCUCCAGCAAAUGGCUUUGCACCACAUUCAGCUGCCAAUAUUCAGAGCCCACAACAGGCUGCUUCAGCAACUUCUCAGUCAAAUGGUCCUGCACCACCGACAUCAGCCCAAUCUCGCCCUGCCCCUUUCCCUCCUCAGCCUACGCAGUCAUUCCCGAACACGAAUCAAGCCCCGCAGCAGUCUUAUGGCAUUGGUGCUCAGCAGAGUCACUCAAAUCAGGGCUAUCCACAAACGAGUGCGUUCCAACCACCACAAGUUUCCCAACAGCAUCCAGCUGGAGCUCAAACUGCUCAUGGUGAGAGUCUCUUCGCAUAUCCCUUACACAGAUGGACAUGGAACAACAGCUUUUUUCAGGUGGAGCGCCGCCGCCACAAAACGCCGGUUUUCCUGCUCCAGGUCCAGGUACUUGUAACUAGAGCGUUACAUCUUCACCUUACCUGUAUCUUAUUAUUUUCAUCCUUUACAGCUGUCAGCAGCCAAUCUCAUUUUGGAGGUGGUCCUCCCAGUAUGCCCGGAAGUUUCCCUCCUGGUUUAUCUGGAGCCGGUCGUGGUAUGUCGGGGGCAGCUCAUCCUGGAAUGCCGGGAGCCGGUCCUCCUGGUAUGCCUGUAGCUGGUCCUCCUGGUAUGCCUGGAGCUGGUCCUCCUGGUAUGCCUGGUGCUGGUCAUCCAGGUAUGCCUAGCUCCGGAUAUCCUGGUAUGCCUAGUGCAGGUCUAGGUAUGCCCAGUGCAGGUCCAGGUAUGCCCGGUGCAGGUCCAGGUAUGCCCGGUGCAGGUCCAGGUAUGCCCGGUGCAGGUUCAGGUAUGCAUGGUGCUGGUCCAGGUAUGCUUGGUGCUGGUGCUCCUGGCAUGCCGGGUACUGGUCCUCCAGCCAUGCCUGGUAUGCCAAAUGUUGGCCCACAAGGCAUGCCUGGCGUCGGUCAUCCUGGAAUGCCGGGUGGUGGGCCUCCCGGCAUGCUCGGUGCUGGUCCUCCUGGUAUGCCAGGAUUUUCUCAAGGACCUGGUAUGCCACCUGGUGGUCCAUCCAUGCAGCCUCGUCAACCGCAACCUCAACCACAACAGCGCCUUGAUCCAAACAUGAUGCCAAGUGCGGUCGAAGUAAUGGAAAUAGAUUCCGCACAAGCUGGACAAUUCCCAACAGGAUACCCUCAUGCGAACCCUCCUCCCCUUGUUUCUACGGACUUCUAUGCUGUCGAUCAAGGAAACUGCUCUCCGAGGCUAAUGAGGUCCACAAUGUAUAUGGCACCCGCUUCGAACGAUUUGCUCAAAUCUUCGCAGAUUCCGUUUGCUGUAGCCUGUUCACCGUUUGCAACCCUCCAUCCACAGGAGCGCCCUGCACCUAUCAUAGAUCUUGGACCAGGCGGACCUGUUCGCUGUCAGCGUUGUAAGGCAUAUAUGUGCCCAUUCAUGGAAUUCCAAGACGGUGGUCGUCGCUUCCGGUGCCCGUUUUGUCACGCUUCCACUCCAGUGGAAGACGUCUACUUCGCUCAUCUUGACCAUACUGGUCGUCGAACCGACAUCGACCAUCGCCCGGAGUUGUUCUUAGGAGCCUACGAAUUCAUUGCUACCAAGCAAUAUUAUGUUUCUUACAACGCUAUACAAAAUGGUAUGCUGCAUGUGGUUUGUGCGAAUCUUGAGAGAAUCCUACAUCGCUUGCCAAAAGAACUUGGUGCUUCUGAGUCAGUUAUACAUGUGGGACUCGCUACAUUUGAUCAAGUGGUGCACUUCUUCGACUUAUCUGCUACUCAACCUUCGAUGAUGGUUGUAGGAGAUGUUGAUGAUAUGUUUGUUCCUAUUGUGGACGGCCUUCUUAUGCCAUAUUCGCAAGCAGUACAGGCGAUCCGAGCAGCUCUAGCGGAGAUCCCUCGUCUGUUUUCAUCGUCGAGAAUAACGGAGACAAUAUUGGGCCCUGUCGUGCAGGCUGGACUGGAUGCUCUUCAGUGUGCUGAUCGUGCUGGUAAAUUGAUGAUCUUUUCCACUUCAUUGCCAACUGUGGAAGCUCCAGGGAAGUUGAAGACAAGAAAUGAAAGGAAUCUUCUAGGCACCGAUAAAGAAAAGACCGCUCUUACACCACAAGGAGAGUUUUAUACGAAACUUGGCGAACAAUGUGUUAAAGCUGGUGUCACUGUGGAUCUCUUCCUCUUCCCGAAUUCAUUUGUGGACGUCGCUUCUAUCGCUCAGCUUUCGGCCGUAACUGGUGGAAACGUCUACAAGUAUCAGUAUUUCGUGGCGGAUAAAGAUGCUCCUCGGUUCUUGGCUGAUCUCAAUCACGACGUUUCGCGGCAGAUAGCGUUUGAUUGCAUGGCGAGGGUACGAUCGAGUGCUGGCAUUAGACCUGUCCUCUUCCAAGGUUCAUUUUUCAUGGAAAAUACAACGGAUUUGGAAAUGGCGUCAAUAGACGAAGAUAAGACAUUCUUCGCAGAGUUGAAACAUGAUGACAAGCUUACCGACCAAAAUGCAAUCAUACAGUGUGCGAUUCUCUUUACAUCAGUUAGUGGACAGCGCCGCCUACGUAUUUUGAAUCUGUGUCUUCCCGUGUCUUCAGACUAUAAUCAGCUCUAUCGAGUAGCCGAUCAGGGAGCACUGGUCUCAUAUCUGCUGAAAAAUGCCGUGCAAAUAAAUCGCGACAAGGGUCAAAAAGAGAUGAAAGAACAAAUUUUCCAGCGAUGUGCACAAAUUCUUGCAACGUACAGAGAGAAAGUCAGCGAGUCCGCGCCUCUUGGUCAGCUGAUAUUACCUGAAACCUUGAAGCUCUUGCCUCUGUUUGUCAACUCUAUUGUCAAAAACGAUUCUAUAAAUGGAGGCAGUGAAAUGACCGUGGACGAUAAAGUUUGGAUGAUUGAACUGAUCCGUGGAAUGCGGAUAGAUCAUACGAUGUUAUUGCUGUAUCCGAAGAUUGCACCUGUUGAUCACUUAGAACUACAGGAUCCUCAAGAGAUUACUUCCAUCGCUAGCAGUGUCAGAGCAAGCUAUGACAAUCUUUCUAACACAAAGGCGUACUUGAUCGACAACGGCAUUGUGCUGUUCCUUUGGAUUGGUCUAGGUGUUGCUGAAUCUUGGGUUCAGGAUAUCUUUGGAGUUAAUAAUGUCGCUAUGCUUGAUACAGAGAACGCUCAAAUACCAGAAAAGGACAACCCGCGAUCUAGAGGUCUUCGCCGAGCAGUUGAACUUCUUCAAGAGGUUGGGCCACGAAAGAGGAAGUUAUUUGUUAUUCGAGAGAAGGACGCUCUGGAGCCAUGGAUGAAAAAGUUCCUCGUAGAAGAUCGUUCUGGGCCGAAUGUCAUGUCUUACGUGGACUUCUUGUGCUACAUCCAUCGUGAGAUCAGAAACAUACUCGCUUGA
Ostertagia ostertagi is the source of this 3678-nucleotide messenger RNA. NCBI's taxonomy places the organism in Eukaryota, Metazoa, Nematoda, Chromadorea, Rhabditida, Trichostrongylidae. The record is from the annotation of a GenBank genome assembly.